AUGCCCGAUUAUGCCUCCCAACAAUUAGUUAAUCGAGUUGAAAACGCAAAUCUUGUGAGAUAUACCCUGGCUUAUCGCAUACAUGGUCACAGAAGUGCCUUUCUUGAUCCCUUGGGAAUAAUGGAUAGAGCGGAAAUUACUGCUAUUGAUGCAAAUCGGUACGGCCUCUCUGAUCCUCAUAAAAUUUACAACUUGGAUGGCAUAAUUCAUGUAAAUGAAUCCGAAUCGUCCUUCGAAUCAAAGCGAGAGGCGACUCUCGAGGAGAUUACAACUCAUCUUAAGAAUGUAUAUUGUGGCAGAGUGGCUUAUGAGUUUAUGCAUGUUCCAGACGCAAGUGAAAGAAGAUGGUUCGCACAUAUGGUUGAAUCGCAGACCACAAAACCAUUAGCAACUGAACAGAAGAGGAGAAUAUUUGAACUUCUUACCCGCUCCGAGGUAUUCGAUCAAUUUAUGGCUAAAAAGUUUCCUCAGAUCAAAAGAUAUGGACUGGAAGGCGCUGAAUCAAUGAUGGUUGCUCUUGACAAACUAUUUGAAGUUUCAAACAAGACUGGCAUAAUAAACGCUGUAUUGUGCAUGCCGCACCGUGGUCGUUUAAAUCUGCUAACGGAUUUACUCAAGUUCUCGACUGUUAAGCUAUUUCACAAGGUGAGAGGCAACGCUGAAUUUCCUGAAGACUCUCCUGCCACUGGAGAUGUGUUGUCACACCUGGCCUCAUCGCCAACACUGAUCUAUGGAGCAGCAAAACCCUUAGACGUAACCAUGCUUCAUAAUCCAUCGCAUCUUGAAGCAGUUAAUCCCGUUGCCAUGGGUAAAGCACGUGCCAAGCAACUAGAUCUUAUGAAAUCAGAGAGUAAUUGCGAGCUUGGUGAUCGUGUCAUCUGCAUUCAACUUCAUGGAGAUGCCGCAUUUACGGGUCAAGGCAUCGUUAUGGAAAGUUUUGGCUUGUCCAAUCUACCACAUUUUUCUUCCGGCGGAUCAAUUCAUAUAGUAGUGAAUAAUCAGCUCGGCUAUACAACGCCUGCCCAGAAUGCUAGAAGCAGUUUUUAUUGUUCAGACAUUGGCAAAAUUAUUAAUGCUCCCGUCAUGCAUGUUAACGGUGAUUUCCCUGAAGAUAUUACUCAUGCUAUGGAAGUUGCAUUUGAGUAUCGAAAUAAAUUUAGAAAGGAUAUUAUUAUAGACUUGAUUACGUAUCGCAGAUGGGGUCAUAAUGAACUUGACGAACCAGCAUUUACACAGCCGUUGAUGUACAAGAUCAUACGUUCCCGAAAAAGUGUUCCAAAGCUCUAUGAGGAAAAUUUAUUGACCAGCAAUAUUUUAACAUCAGAAGAGAUAGCAGCAUUUCGUGAGAAUUACUUCAAUUACUUGGAAACUCAACUCAGAGCAGCGGAGGAUUAUAAAACAGACGCUGACACGAUAAAGAAGAAAUGGUCCGCGAUGGUUAUACCUAGUGACAACACAUCACAGAUAGAUACUGGUGUUCAGAAAAGUAUACUCGAGAAAGUGGGAAGAACAUCUGUUACUCCUGAGAACAUUGUUAUCCAUCCUCGAUUACAAAAAUAUCAUAUUGACGCUCGUUUAAGCAAAAUAUCUGAAGGAAAGAGAAUUGAUUGGGCAACUGCUGAAGCGCUUGCUUUAGGAUCUCUUCUGCUCGAGGGUCAUAAUGUGAGAUUAUGUGGGCAGGAUGUAGGACGUGGGACAUUCAGCCAAAGGCACGCUAUGCUAGUUUGUCAAGAUACGGAAAAAGUUGCCAUCCCGCUCAACUCAUUGGCAGAGGAUCAAGGAAUGCUUGAAGUCACGAAUAGCAAUCUUAGUGAAUUGGCCGUUGUUGGCUUCGAAUAUGGCAUGUCUAUAGAAUCUCCCAACAAUCUCAACAUCUGGGAAGCCCAGUUUGGAGACUUUUUUAACGGGGCUCAAGUAAUAAUAGACACCUACAUUUCCAGUGGAGAAGUAAAAUGGUUGAGACAAUCUGGGUUGGUUCUGCUGCUUCCCCACGGAUAUGAUGGCGCUGGACCGGAGCAUUCAAGUUGUCGCAUCGAGCGGUGGUUGCAAUUGUCGAACGAUAGAUUCGAUGUGCUCAAUGAAAAGAUACCCGUUAAUCUUAAUAUGCAUAUCGUCAAUCCCACAACACCCGCUCAAUACUUCCAUGCUUUGAGAAGACAGCUUAAGCGCAACUAUAGAAAACCAUUGAUCGUUGUGGCUCCGAAAACGCUUUUAAGACUGCCUGCUGCUGCAUCUGACCUCAAUGAUAUGACACCAGGAACAAGCUUUCGGCCAAUUCUCGGAGACACCGCCAUCACUAAUAAGCAGAGCAUUGAAAAGAUUGUGUUCGUAUCUGGAAAGUUCUAUUAUGAUCUAUUUAAAGAAAGACAGGCAAAAAAAUUGGAAGAUAGGAUUGCAAUUGUGAGAAUAGAGGAACUUACUCCCUUCCCAAAGGAAGAUAUUGUUAAUGAAAUGAAAACAUACUCCAACGCGAAUGAUUUCAUUUGGUGUCAAGAGGAACCAUUAAAUAAUGGAGCAUAUACUUUCAUGGCUCCGAGAUUAACACAAAUUUUGCCAUUUGGAUCUAAGCUCAAAUAUGUUGGGAGACCAGUUAGUGCUGCUCCUGCUGUCGGUGUUGCCAAAUGGCAUCACAAAGAGCAUGCUGCAAUAUUGCGAGAUGUGUUUGCUUGA
This is a messenger RNA of Paraglomus brasilianum, 2670 nucleotides long. The record is from the annotation of a GenBank genome assembly. NCBI's taxonomy places the organism in Eukaryota, Fungi, Glomeromycota, Glomeromycetes, Paraglomerales, Paraglomeraceae.